CUUUGGUUCAAACUACUGAAUUAAUACGUUUUUAAUUUUGUUAUAACUAACACACUGAAAUGGUAAUUUCCGCAAAGGAUUACAGCGCGCAAGAAAAUUGGGUCGUUUUUUAUCCUACUUAUAUUAACAAUAAAAAAACAUUCCGUGAUGGGAGGAAAGUUUCGAAGAUCAAUUGUUGUGAAAAUCCGACUGUUCAGGAAAUAUAUGAUGUACUUCAAAAACAUCAGUUUGCUUGUGCCCUGGAGCCUAACAAAAGGCACCCGCGUGACUGGGACAACUUCGGAAGAGUCCGCGUGCAGCUUAAAAAUGAAAAUGGGACGCUACUUCAUAAGCACGUGAUCAGACGUCGGGAUCUCUAUUGUCUCGUGGGCAGGGAUAUUAGUAGACUGCGCGCCAAAAAGCCAUCGGAUAAUAAUAGUAGUAGGAAAGAAAAAAGUUUAAAUGGUUCAACCGAAUUGAAGGCCCCCCCACAAUCGAAAAAAGUUCAGAAGGGCAAAGGCAUGUGUUUUUAAGUUU
This is a messenger RNA of Zophobas morio, 516 nucleotides long. Its product is annotated as probable signal recognition particle 19 kDa protein. Bases 60 to 512 code for a protein of 150 amino acids. Lineage: Eukaryota; Metazoa; Arthropoda; Insecta; Coleoptera; Tenebrionidae. The transcript is spliced from 4 exons. The record is from RefSeq and is a predicted model, not a curated record. Gene Ontology annotation, cellular component: signal recognition particle, endoplasmic reticulum targeting. Gene Ontology annotation, biological process: SRP-dependent cotranslational protein targeting to membrane; SRP-dependent cotranslational protein targeting to membrane, signal sequence recognition. Gene Ontology annotation, molecular function: 7S RNA binding.